AGCUGCUGAUAGUCUAGUGUGUGAGUUAGAGCUAGAAAGCCGUCCGGACUGUGCUGACUGACUGACUUUAGCUCAUCUUUGAACAAUGACUGAAGCAGAGUUAUACACGGUGCAUAAAGGGGUUUUUGUGCCUACAUGUCUGCACCCUGCGCAAAGCCUAAAAUACUACGAAGAGUUCACUUUCCGUUCAGAUGAUACUGUUAUUGUCACGUAUCCAAAGUCCGGUACGACUUGGAUGCAGGAGAUUGUCCCUCUGAUCAUGAGUGGAGGAGAUCCAGCUCCCGUUGAGAAUAUUCCUAACUGGGACCGUGUUCCCUGGCUGGAGGAGCAUCGGGCCUGUGUCCUUAAUCUUGAAGAGAGGCCGUCUCCGCGCAUGUUUGCUACGCACUUCCACUAUAACAUGAUGCCACCAUCUUUCUUUGAAGUUAAGCCGAAGGUCAUCUAUGUCAUGAGGAACCCCAAAGACGUGUUUACAUCGUCCUUCCAUUAUUAUGGGAUGACUUCCUUUUUGGUCAACCCAGGCACACAGACCGAGUUCCUCCAGACGUUCCUUGAUGGAAAAGUUAUGUUUGGCUCAUGGUUUGAUCAUGUAAAGGGCUGGCUGAAUGCUGAAGAUAAAGAGCGAAUAAUGUACAUCUCCUAUGAAGAAAUGAUAAUGGACCUGAAGGACUCUGUGGCCAGAAUGGCUCAGUUCUUGGAGAAAUCUCUGGACGCUCAGGUCAUCGAGAAGAUCGCAGACCGAUGUGUGUUCAAGAACAUGAAGCAGAACAAAAUGUCAAACUACUCUCAAGUUCCUCGUGAAUUCAUGGACCAGACAAAGUCGGAAUUUCUCAGAAAAGGAAUCGCUGGAGACUGGAAAAACCAACUAACAGAGGCAGAAGUGGAGCACUUUGACGCCGUUUACAAAGACAGAAUGAAAGAUGUCAAAUACAAAUUUUUAUGGGAUUAAACUAAAUGUGAACAAAACAUUUUCCACCAUACGUCAGUUUGGUUCAGAAGAAAUGCAGAAUGCUGCCGAUUAACUGCCAACUUUCUCUUAUUUGUUUACUUUUUACUGCAGUAUCAUUCUCAUAUACGCUGUUUUGCAUGUUUUGAUUUCUUUGCUUAUUAACUUAAAUAAUAUGACCAAUGUAUUCAUUUGAGAUUUGUUCAAGAGUUCAAAUUUGAAUUGAACUGAGAAUAUCAGCUGUCAAAUACAGGGUUGAAUUAUAUUUUCUGUUCUCGAAACCUACAAUCAGAUGAUAUCAUUUGUCAAGCCAGAACACAUAAAUUAAUCCUGGCUUGGUGUAUAUUUUGAAUUUGACUAUUAAAAUAGUGUAAAGAUGAA
Scomber scombrus (Atlantic mackerel) is the source of this 1327-nucleotide messenger RNA. RefSeq names its product sulfotransferase family 2, cytosolic sulfotransferase 2 (gene sult2st2). Gene Ontology annotation, molecular function: sulfotransferase activity. Gene Ontology annotation, cellular component: cytoplasm. The record is from RefSeq and is a predicted model, not a curated record. Gene Ontology annotation, biological process: sulfation. Bases 86 to 949 code for a protein of 287 amino acids. The transcript has 6 exons. NCBI's taxonomy places the organism in Eukaryota, Metazoa, Chordata, Actinopteri, Scombriformes, Scombridae.